UUUUAUUAUAUUAUAUGGUAAAUGAGACUGAGAAAUGAGAACAAAUUGUUUAUUUAUAGAAAUAGAAACUUUUCACAAUUCUUUGGUUUGGAUUUCAUGGUAUUUUAUACAUCAUAUGGGAAAAAGCUGUGUCUUUUUAUUUUUUAUUAAAGACAAAAGUUGAGAAAAAGAUUCUAUUAAUAUAUUGAAGUAAUACUUCGAAUUUCCACAAAAGAUAAUUUUUUCUUUCAAUACUUACUCCUCAUUAGUUAACAAUUCUAAUGCUUAGAUUCGUAUGCUUAAUUCUGCAUAGUUAAGGUCAAAUGAUUAUUCAUCAAAUUUUUUGUAUUUUCAUUAAAUAGGAGGUAUUUCUAUGUUCAAAUGGCGGUGCAAUUUUUUAUUUUCCAACGAGAAGGUAGAACAUAGAUGUGGGCCGAGUAAAUCAAUAGAUAGUGUUGAUAGUAUUGGACAUACAGAUAGAAGUGAACAACCUAUUCUAAAUGAUAUGGAGAAAAAGGUUCCUAGUUGGAAUCGUAUUAGUAAUUAUAGUUUCAAUAAUGUUGAUUAUUUAUUUGAUAUCAGGAAUAUUUGGAGUUUGAUCUCUGAUGACACUUUUUUUGUUAAGGAUAGUAAUGGUGAUCAUUACUCUAUAUUUUUUGAUAUUGAAAAUCAUAUUUUUGAGGUUGACAAUGAUAGUUCCUUUAUGAGUGAACUAGAAAUUAUUGUUUCUAGUUAUUUGAAUAGGGGGUCUAAGUCUAAGAAAAAGAAUCAUACAUGUAAUGAUACUGAAUCCAGUUGGAAAAAGAACAUUAUUAGUAGCAUUGAUAGUUAUCUUCGUUUUGAAGUCAGUAUUAAUAGUUCUAUUUCGAGUAGUACCAACAAUUACAGUGAAAGUUACAUUUAUAAUUUCAUUUGUACUGAAAAUAAAAAUAGUAGUGAGAGUGAUCGUUCUAGUAUAAGAACUAGUCAAAAUAUCGAUGAUUUGGAUAUUAGAGUAGAAUCCAAUCAUAAUGAUAAUCCUUUCCAUAAAUUCAGACAUUUAUGGGUUCAAUGUGAAAAUUGUUAUGAAUCACAUUAUAAACAAUUUUUUGGUGAAAAAAUGUAUAUUUGUGAAUUUUGUGGAUAUCAUUUGAAAAUGAGUAGUUCAGAUAGAAUUGAACUUUCGAUUGAUCCCGGAACUUGGGAUCCCAUGGAUGAAGAUAUGGUAUCUGUAGACCCCAUUGAAUUUGAUUCACCCGUUGAAUUUGAUGAAGAACCGGAUUCUGAUAGAGAUCAUAUCGAUUUUUCAGAAGAAGAACUGGAUUCUGAUUCUUAUAUAGAUCGUAUCGAUUCUUAUCAAAGAAAGACAGGUUUAACUGAAGCUGUUCAAACAGGCAUAGGUCAACUAAAUGGUAUUCCCGUAGCUAUUGGCGUUAUGGAUUUUCAGUUUAUGGGGGGUAGUAUGGGAUCCGUAGUAGGCGAGAAAAUUACUCGUUUGAUCGAAUAUGCUACUAAUCGAUCUCUACCUGUCAUUAUUGUGUGUGCUUCUGGAGGAGCACGCAUGCAAGAAGGAAGUUUGAGCUUGAUGCAAAUGGCUAAAAUUUCUUCUGCUUUAUAUAAUUAUCAAUUAGAUAAAAAGUUAUUCUAUGUAGCAAUUCUUACAGAUCCUACAACCGGUGGAGUAACAGCCAGUUUUGCUAUGUUAGGAGAUAUCAUUAUUGCUGAACCUAAUGCAACCAUUGCAUUUGCGGGUAAAAGAGUAAUUGAACAAACAUUAAAUACGACAGUACCCGAGGGUUCACAAACAUCUGAGUAUUUAUUCGAAAAAGGUUUAUUCGACCUAAUAGUACCACGUAAUCUUUUAAAAGGUGUUCUGAGUGAGUUAUUUCAACUCCACGGUUUCUUUCCUUUGAAUCACAGUUCCAAAAAUUAAAGUAUAGCACUAAAUUCGCUUAUUUUAUUUGUAGCGAACAAAAAUAAAUAUUUAAUUCAUCGUAAUCGUAAUUAAAAGAAACAAUAUAUAUAUUGUUUUCCUUGUUGACAUAAGUUCUCCUUGUAGAUAGACAGAGUUUUCGGAUAAUUAUAUUUUUUCUUUUGUU
This is a messenger RNA of Zingiber officinale, 2057 nucleotides long. Its product is annotated as acetyl-coenzyme A carboxylase carboxyl transferase subunit beta, chloroplastic-like. Gene Ontology annotation, cellular component: acetyl-CoA carboxylase complex. The record is from RefSeq and is a predicted model, not a curated record. Gene Ontology annotation, biological process: fatty acid biosynthetic process. Bases 353 to 1891 code for a protein of 512 amino acids. The transcript has a single exon. Gene Ontology annotation, molecular function: acetyl-CoA carboxylase activity. Lineage: Eukaryota; Viridiplantae; Streptophyta; Magnoliopsida; Zingiberales; Zingiberaceae.